AUGUUCAUGGGCAACAUUGUGUCCGAAUGGACAAACCUCGACCGACGUUCUUUUCUCACGAGCGAAACACCCACCAGAAGCCAGCAUCCGAGGAGCACCUCAUCGAUCGAAGACUCCACCGCCCCUUUCUCACCGCAUUCUGGACCCACGCAGAAGAACUCAACGCUUGGGUUAUGGCGGGGCAGCCCGAUUCAUCUUCUCAAUUCUUCAGUCGAAAGGCAGCGAAUAAACCAGAGCCUGGGCGAAGUUUACACCUCCAUGAUGUCCGGCAUUGCCAUCAGGUAUCUUGACUACCAUUGCAACCUGUUUGCCGGCCCAUACAAAUAUUCCUUCGAGCCCGAUCAAUCCGGGAUAACGUCCUCAAAUAAGGACGAUGCCCACCCUGUUACUCUGGCCUUCACGUCACCUUGGAGGAAAACGGGGCCAGGUGUUGCUCAUGGCGCCAACAUACAUGCUAUAACCCCGGAGUCUCUGGCGAGUCAGAUCAACAACGUGACGAUGAUCGGUGUUGCCCGGUUCCUGGACAACUUUGGCCCCUUAUACGGCAAUGUCAUCGACCAGAAGGCACGCAGUCAGAAUGAGCGCACCUUGACCGCCGUUCUGCAAGCCUUCGCACUCCAAUACCUGCCGUCCCGGCAGGCUGAGGGACCACUAGCCCCCUUCUACGAUAGCCUUGACUCAAAUAGCCUAUCCACUGAGUCGCAAUCUGGCCCGGGCGACCGUGGCACAAAUAGCCUACAUAUCUUCACAUCGGCGUGGUACAACGCUCAUUCACAGCUCUUCAGUUCGAUCGAAAACCGUUCCUUUGUCAGGCUGUAUUCGGUCUUUCUUUUUCUAAUGACGAGUGUUCCCGAGGAAGCGACUUCGACCCAAACAUACGAAAAGAGUCCGCUUAAACUCCUGGACGAUGCUCUGCGCCAGAUGGAAGAACUCCAGAAGCUGGUAGAGGACUACUGCGAGCAUCUCGGGCGGCAGUCCAUAUAUCGCUUCCUCCUCCAAUCUUCAGUCGGCAUCAUUCGCUGGUACGCCUAUCUGCGUGACACCAUAGACUCCGUGCUGCAUGAACGGCCCUGUAUGUUAGAGGAUGCGCCUUUAAGAUCGAAAGGCUCCCUACUUGGCGGGCAUGUGCCUCCGCAAUGGCAAGAACCGGCGCUUUUUGACCAGGAAGUACCUCGGAAUUGCCAGAAUGCUGCAGGGGACCUCUUUCGAAUCUUCAGGGGGGUUAUUCACCUGCGGCAGAUGCUGCUAACAGGCCGUGGGACGUUCGACAUGCACGCAACAAGAAAUGCAGUGUCAGUAGCUUUGGGCACGACCGAUGAGUUUACCAUGACAUAUGGUCCUUGGCUCGAUCAAUGCGUCAUCUCCUUCUAUCUUCUUUCUGAGAAAUCGAAGCUGGCUUCAGCAUUCAUGCUUUUAUUCUGGAAGCUGUCCAAGCUACUGCUUGUCGAGCAACUCCACCAAGCAGCCGACAUGCUGCCGGCUAUCGAAAGCCGUCCGAUGCUCGAAAAAGCGCAGUCAUAUCAACAAGCUGCCGUCACUUCGCUCCUCACAAUUGCACAGCGGAUUGUCGACGUAUCUGCAAUGGGCGAAUUCAGACUUAUCAACAGCGUGCAGGCAAAAAUGCACUUCAUCUCCCAUCAUGCAAACACGCUCUUGGUGGUCCUGGCCCUCUCAAAGGCGAUUGAACACACCAUUGACUUGCACGUUUCGGCAGCAGAGCAGAACGACUUGGGCCCGGCUAUUUUCCCGAGUGCCGCCGAGAAUUCAGACUGGAUUGCAAGUAUGAAGCCGUUGCUGACGUGCCUGUUGACCCUCGAUUCGACCGUUUCUGGGACCAUUACAGCGAGAUCGGCAUUACGGAAGCUGAUGCAGCGAUACGGCGACCUACUCAUGGACUGCUGGUCGCAUGAAGAAGUUGAUGACCUUCCGUUAGCAGGUUGCCGACUCGCUGCGACUUGCAACAUUGACCCGUGA
This is a messenger RNA of Cladophialophora carrionii CBS 160.54, 1974 nucleotides long. RefSeq lists its product as uncharacterized. Bases 1 to 1974 code for a protein of 657 amino acids. The transcript is spliced from 3 exons. Lineage: Eukaryota; Fungi; Ascomycota; Eurotiomycetes; Chaetothyriales; Herpotrichiellaceae. The record is from RefSeq and is a predicted model, not a curated record.